Messenger RNA from Malassezia sympodialis ATCC 42132, 2655 nucleotides. RefSeq lists its product as uncharacterized. Bases 1 to 2655 code for a protein of 884 amino acids. Gene Ontology annotation, molecular function: 3'-5' DNA helicase activity; ATP binding; single-stranded DNA helicase activity. The record is from RefSeq and is a predicted model, not a curated record. Lineage: Eukaryota; Fungi; Basidiomycota; Malasseziomycetes; Malasseziales; Malasseziaceae. Gene Ontology annotation, cellular component: MCM complex; nucleus. The transcript has 3 exons. Gene Ontology annotation, biological process: DNA replication; mitotic DNA replication initiation; double-strand break repair via break-induced replication.
AUGCGUCGCCGCUCUGCUUCAAGGGCAUCCAAUGACCCGUCGUCGCCAUGGGGCGAGUCAGGCGGGAGCGAGGGGGGCGGAGAGCGCGCGUCGUCGGUUCCCCCCUCGUCGCUACCGACGUCAUCGCCGCCAGGCGCCCUGUCCGACCUGACCGACGAGGCAGACGAGGGCGUGGUCGACUACCGCGCCAACCCGAAGCUCGAUACGUACGAAGAUGUGGGGAUCGACGAGAGUAAUUUUGAGACGAUGGAUGCGACGACGCGACAGCUGGCAGAGCUGCGCAUGGCGCGGCGCGAUCGCGCCGAGGGCGCGGGGCGCACGAGCCGUCGCGCGCCUGUCUUUCUGCAGAGUGAUGACGAGAGUGACGAUGGUGUGCUGCGGCGCCGGCGCCGGAGACACUACGAUGAGGUUCCUGAUGACGACGCGACGGCCGAUGACCUGCCGAUUGAGCAGCUCGGUGAUAUUAAGGCAGAAAGCAUUGCCAGCUGGGUGACUACCGAGAAUGUGCGCCGUACAAUUGUGCGUGAGUUUCGAAACUUCUUGGUUACAUACGUCGAUGAGCAGGGUGUCAGUGUGUACGGCCAGCGGAUCAAGACGCUUGGUGAGAUGAACCUCGAGUCGCUUGAAAUCUCGUUCCUGCACCUCGUCGAUGCUAAGGCCAUCCUGGCGUUCUUUCUGGCGAAUUCGCCGGCGAGUAUCUUGCCGAUCUUUGACGAAGUCGCCUUUGAUGUCAUCCUACUGUACUACCCGUCGUACGACCGCAUCCACCCCGAAAUCCACGUGCGUGUAGCCGACCUGCCCACCUCAUCCACCCUGCGUGAUCUGCGCCAGAGUCACCUCAACUCGCUCGUGCGUGUGAGUGGUGUGGUGACGCGGCGAAGUGGUGUCUUCCCCCAGCUCAAGUACGUCAAGUUUGACUGCCUCAGCUGCGGCGAGAUCCUCGGCCCGUUCUGGCAGGACUCGAACCAGGAGGUGAAAAUCAGCUACUGCUCCAACUGCUCACGCCGCGGCCCGUUCCGCGUGAACAGUGAGCAGACCGUAUACCGCAACUACCAGAAGAUGACGCUACAAGAGUCACCGGGAAGUGUGCCUCCAGGCCGCCUGCCGCGGCACCGUGAAGUCAUCCUUCUAUGGGACCUUGUGGACGCCGUCAAGCCAGGCGAGGAGGUCGAAGUCACGGGCAUCUACCGGAAUAACUUUGACGCGGCGCUUAACACGCGCAACGGCUUCCCCGUGUUUGCCACGGUUCUCGAGGCCAACCACAUUGCGAAACGCGACGAUGCCUAUGCCGCGUUCCGCCUAACCGAGGAGGACGAGCAGGAGAUUCGCGCGCUGGCGCGCGAUGAGCGCAUCGGUCAGCGCAUUGUCAAGAGCAUUGCGCCAAGUAUCUAUGGGCACAGUAAUAUCAAGACGGCCAUUGCACUCAGCCUGUUUGGCGGCGUAUCCAAGGACGUGGGCGGAAAGCACCGCAUCCGUGGCGAUAUCAAUGUCCUUCUGCUCGGCGACCCCGGAACAGCCAAGUCGCAGUUCCUCAAGUACGUCGAAAAGACGGCGAACCGCGCCGUGUUUGCUACCGGCCAAGGCGCCUCGGCUGUCGGUCUCACUGCAUCUGUGCGCCGCGACCCCGUCACGCGCGAGUGGACGCUCGAGGGUGGCGCCCUUGUGCUAGCCGACAAGGGCGUGUGCCUCAUCGACGAGUUUGACAAGAUGAACGACGCAGACCGCACGUCCAUCCACGAAGCGAUGGAGCAGCAGAGCAUCUCGAUCUCGAAGGCCGGUAUCAUCGCCACGCUGCAGGCGCGCUGCGCGAUUGUCGCUGCGGCCAACCCGAUUCGGGGCCGCUACAAUCCCACGGUGCCGUUCAGCCAAAACGUGGAGCUAACGGAGCCCAUCCUGAGUCGGUUUGAUGUGCUGUGUGUGGUGAAAGACACAGUGGAUCCGGUGCAGGACGAGAUGCUGGCGCGAUUCGUGGUGAGCUCGCAUCUGCGUGCACACCCCCUCUUUGACGACGCGGUCGACGAGACACGUGUGGCUACGUCGUGGGACGCGGACAUCCUUCCGCAGGAUCUGCUCCGCAAGUACAUCACGUACGCGCGCGACCAUGUCCGCCCCCGACUCGAUGCGCUCGACCAGGAACGCCUCGCGCGGCUGUACGCGGACCUGCGUCGCGAAAGCCUCAACACGGGCUCGUACCCGAUUACCGUGCGCCACCUGGAGAGCAUGAUCCGUAUGGCCGAGGCGAGUGCAAAGAUGCACCUGCGCGACUAUGUGCGGGCCGAUGACAUCGACGUGGCCAUCCGCACGACGGUCGAGAGUUUCAUCAGCGCCCAGAAAAUGAGCAUCAAGCGCACGCUUGAACGCGGUUUCCGCAAGUACAUCCACCAGGCGCGGGACCACGACGAGCUGCUGUCAUUCCUGCUGGGCGGCCUUGUCAAAGACAAGUUGCGGUUCACGCAGUAUCGGCACCGCACGGCUGAGCCGGCCCCGAUAGUCAACGUGCCGCUCGCCGAGCUGGAGGCACGGGCCAGGGAUGUGGAUAUCUACGAUGUGCGUCCGUUCCUGCUCAGUCGCGUGUUCCGUGCAAAUGGUUACCAGUGGCGUGAGACGGAAGGCACGAUUGUGAAGCAGUUUGUAGCGCAGCCCUCGCGUUCAUAG